AGCCGAGAGGGGCCGGCGCAGCGCGCCGCCACCCGCCGCCCCCCUGGACGGGGCUGGCCCCGCGCUCCAGGCCGCGCUCACCGGGACCCUCGCCUCGCCCCGGAGCCAGCACCGGGGGAAGGGGGGGACGCUGCCGGACACCGCUGCGGAAAGAACCAUCAUGCAAAGUGGAAGGAAAACCGAAACUGCUCUUUUAGCAAAAAAAUAUUGGCUUUCAGCCCCUUUCAUAUGUUUUCAUUUUACUUCGUAAUGGGAGGAGCACGAUUCUGUGAAUCAUUGAGGCAAAAUUUGGGCAUCAUUGGCUGAAGAUAAGGUGAAAGAAGACUUGAAAAUGUGUCAAUACUCUAUGACUAUUAAUUCAGACAAACCUUUCACAAAGGGAAUAGUGGUUAAAAGCCCCACAGUCUCAUCUAAAGGAGCUAAUGAAGGAUUUCUCUUCAUUUUUUCUUUCUUCCCUUUCUCCCAUGAGUCUAAAAAGAGAAAGAUGGAAAGAGUGUAUAUAGAAAUCGAAAUAAGAAGAAGGCUGAAGAAAGUAGCUUCAGUUUUUAAGUGUGUUUUCCAAGUGCUGUAAAUUCCCUAAAUAAUCAAAUUCAACCCAUUGUUUUGAAUAAAUUAUAUCUUUUUGUGAUCAGUGAAGGUUUUUUUUUUUUUUUUUUUUUGGUCAGCUCUAGGAGUGGAAUUUGACCUGAUUGAAAGUAUUAACACAGAAAACGUAUGGCUCUGAUUCCUGUUUUCAAAUCAAAGUUUACAAGUUAUCAAAGAAUAGUGUUUUGGUUUCUUUCAGUUUCUGACUGUGUAUUGUCAACCUGCAUUUUGUAUGUUUAUCUCGGAGACUUUACUUUCUCCCUAUUUUAGUGUUUAUACUGUAGUGUUGUAUUUGAGAAAAAUGUGAACAGACAAGGCACCUGAGAUUUAACUUCUCAACAGCCUCGCUAUUUCAAUGUUGUAGCUCAAAUUACAAGUAAUCUGAGUAUCUGUUAGAAUGUGCAGUAAACACUAAGUCUUUUCUUCGAAGAAAAAAAUGCCUUAAGAUGCUCAUGCUUGUGCUAACUGGAUCAAAGCUUGAUAUCUGAACAUUGUGUUUUGUUAGGAAGUGCAUGCCUGGGGAAGAGGAGCUGCCUAAUGGAUCAUGGCUCUGAUGCUUACAGGGCAUACCUUAUUUCUAGCAUUAAUGAUGUUUGCUGUCUUCACUUUUGAAGAAUCUGUAAGCAAUUACUCUGAUUGGGUGACUUUCAUGGAAAAUGUAGGUCAAUAUGAGAAACAGAAACUUGAAGAUCUUGGUGCUGACCAGAAGCUGAAAAAAACAGUUCUUCAUCCAAGUUUGUAUUUCGAUGCUGAAGAUGUCCAUGCACUGAGGCAGAAAGCUCACACAAGCCACUCACAUCUAUUUAGAACUAUCAGAAGUGCAGUGAUAGUUAUGCUAUCCAACCCAUUAUACUACCUACCUCCACCCAAGCAUGUUGAUUUUGCUGCAAAGUGGAAUGAGGUUUAUGGUAACAAUUUGCCACCACUAGCAUUUUAUUGUUUGCUGUGCCCUGAAGAUAAAGCUGCAUUUGAUUUUGCCCUAGAAUAUAUGGACAGAAUGGCUGGUUACAAAAACUGGUUGGUGGAGAGUGCACCUGGUGAUGAAGUGCCACUGGGACACUCCCUAACUGGAUUUGCCACUGCUUACGACUUCUUGUAUAAUUCACUGGAAAAUGUGAGAAGACAAAAAUACCUGGAGAAGAUACGGUCUGCAAGUGAGGAAAUGUAUGAGUACUCAAAGGUUCGUUCCUGGGGAAAGCAGCUUCUCCAUAAUCACCAGGCAACCAAUAUGCUUGCUUUGCUCACUGGAGCUUUAGUUACGGGGGUGGACGAUGGAUCUCAGGCAAAUAUUUGGAAACACACAGUUGUUGAUGUGAUGGAGAAAACAAUGUUUCUGCUCAAUCAUAUUGUAGAUGGGUCUCUGGAUGAGGGAGUAGCUUAUGGGAGUUACACAGCUAAGUCCAUAACCCAGUACGUUUUCCUGGCCCAGCGUCAUUUUGGUAUUAAUAACUUGGAAAAUAAUUGGCUCAAAAUGCACUUUUGGUUUUACUAUGCCACCCUAUUACCAGGCUUUCAAAGGACUGUGGGCAUAGCAGAUUCUAAUUACAACUGGUUUUAUGGUCCUGAGAGCCAACUGGUUUUCUUGGAUAAGUUUAUCAUGAAGAAUGGAGCUGGCAACUGGUUGGCACAGCAAAUUAGAAAACACAGACCCAAAGAUGGACCAAUGGUGCCAUCCACCGCACAGAGGUGGAGCACAUUGCACACCGAGUUUAUAUGGUAUGCUGCUGAAAUCACUCCUCAACCACCUCCUGACUACGGCACUGCUAAAUUGCAUGUGUUUCCUAACUGGGGAGUUGUUACUUAUGGGGCUGGAUUGCCAAACAGCCAGACAAACACCUUUGUGUCCUUCAAGUCUGGAAAACUCGGUGGACGUGCUGUCUAUGAUAUUGUCCACUUUCAACCAUAUGCCUGGAUUGAUGGGUGGAGAAGUUUCAAUCCGGGACAUGAACAUCCUGAUCAGAACUCUUUCACUUUUGCUCCCAAUGGACAGGUGUUUGUAUCUGAGGCUCUCUAUGGACCUAAACUCAGCCACCUGAACAAUGUCUUGGUGUUUGCCCCAUCUCCUACUAGCCAGUGCAACCAGCCUUGGGAGGGACAGCUUGGUGAGUGUGCCCAGUGGCUGAAGUGGAUUGGUCAUGAGGUUGGAGACUCAACUGGAGAAAUUAUAACAGCCUCCCAGUCCGGGGACAUGAUGUUUGUGAGUGGUGAGGCAGUCUCUGCUUACACAUCAGCAAUGAAAUUGAAAAGUGUAUAUCGCAUUUUGUUGCUCUUAAAUUCUCAGACAUUGUUAGUUGUAGACCAUAUCGAGAAGGAGGAAGACUCUCCUGUUAAUUCUGUCAGUGCCUUUUUUCAUAAUCUUGACAUUGAUUUUAAAUACAUACCCUAUAAAUUUAAGAACAAAUACAACGGAGCUAUGAUGGAUGUGUGGGAUGCCCACUACAAGAUGUUUUGGUUUGAUCAUCAUGGGAGUAGUCCUGUUGCUAGGAUACAAGAGGCAGAACAAGCUGCUGAAUUCAAAAAGCGAUGGACUCAGUUUGUAAAUGUUACCUUUCCAAUGAAAAGCAUGCUUGCAAGGAUUGUUUACCUUUUCUAUGGCCCAUAUGUCAAUGUUUCUAACUGCAGGCUCGUUGAUAAUGCAAAGUCUGGAUUUCAGAUUUCACUCAGUGUCAACAACACUGAAAAUACGGUCUUUGUUGUGACUGAACAUCAGAAUUUAAAGACCAGGUUUGAUUACUUGGGAUUUGGUGGUUUUGCCAAAGUAGUUCAUGAAAACAAAGUAACCAAGUUUGGUCUAGGUACUGAAUCUGUGGAAAAACGAAUUAAAAAUAAUAGGGUGGUUUUCCCAUUUGGAUUCAAAGUGAACAUAAUCGCAGGGUUAAUUUUGGGUGUUAGUUUGGUCAUACUGGCUUUUCAGUGGCAGUUUUACAUAUCCUUCAGUAAAAUGUUGCGUUGGAUCCUUAUACUAGUUAUCACAUUGUGGCUUAUUGAAUUGGUGGAUGUGUGGAGCAUGUGUACCCAGCCCAUCUGUGCGAAAUGGAGCAGUGACUUGACAAGGCUAGAACAUGAUAAAGGCAAUAAAGCCAAACAAUUAGAAGGGAACCCCGUUGUUUUGCCAGAUGUUAUAAUUACUUCGCUUCCUGCCUCUGGUGCAGAAAUUUUAAAACAGGUGUUUUUCAAUAGCAGUGACUUCUUAUAUAUGAGGAUACCUACAGCCUAUCUAGAAAUUCCUGAGAGUGAAUUUGAAAUUGAUUCCUUUGUAGAUCCAUGUGAAUGGAAGGCUUCUGAUGUCCAGAAUGGUCAUUUUCAUCUUCUCAGAGGGUGGCUCCAGUCUUUAGUCCGAGACACAAAAUUACAUUUACAAAACAUUCAUUUAUAUGAAGCCAGCAGAAGUAAAAUUACUCAGCAUUCUGCUAUAAGCAAGGACAAAAAGAAGAGAUCGAAAAAGAGAGAAUCUCCAUCAGAGCAAAGAAGCAGGGCAAGAGCAAGUCAAGAUAAAGAUGCUGAAUAUAUUAGGGAAUUGAGAAGACACCUUGUCCAUUAUCCUAAUGCACGACCUGUGCUUAGUUUAAGUAGUGGGAGCUGGACAUUAAAGCUUCCCUUCUUUCAGGAAAUCCUAGGACCAUCAAUGAGAGCAUUAUAUGUAGUAAGAGACCCACGGGCAUGGAUUUAUUCAAUGUUGUACAAAAAUAAGCCAAGUCUUUACUCCUUGAAAAAAGUUCCACAACGCUUGGUUGCGAUGUUCAAAUGGGAAAAUCAUAAAGGAAAAUGUAGUCUAAGUGAAGGCUAUGCCUUUGAAUAUGAAUCAUUAAGAAAAGAACUUUCAAAAUCUAAUUCAAAUGCUGUUUCUGUGUUGUCCUAUUUAUGGCUUGCAAACACAGCAGCAGCAGUGAGAAUAAAUGGCGAUUUGCUGCCAACAAAUUAUCAGAUGGUCAAGUUUGAAGAUAUUGUGAGAUUUCCUCAGAAGAUGGCUGAAACAAUUUUUGCCUUUCUUGGUAUUCCUCUUUCUCCUGCUAGCUUAAACCAAAUAUUAUUUGCCACCUCCACCAGUCUUUUCUAUCUUCCUUAUGAGGGGGAAAUUUCACCAAGUAGCAUUCAUGCCUGGAAACAAAACAUGCCCAAGGAAGAAAUUAGACUGAUUGAAGAUAUUUGUUUUUCUUUAAUGGACCACUUAGGAUACCCAAAGUUUGUAGAAUAAAUGCUGCUGGUCAGCAGAAAUUUGCACUAAUCAUCUCUGACUCCCAAUUGUGGAUAAAUAUUACAGAACUUUGUUUAUUCUUGUAAAAUGUGUACAGUCUGCUACUUUCAGAGAAAUUAUUUUAAGAAAAAGAUAGUUGUUCUUGCAGGUGUUUUUUGUUGUUUCUUUUUUCUUUUUUUAAUAAUAAAUAAAAACAACUUGUAACUACUUUUGCUGCCUUUGGAAAAAACAAACAAAAAAACUGUGUGAACCUUUAUGGAACUACCAGCUGAGGGCUCUAUAGCUCAGGGGAUUAGUAAUGGAAUAUGGAGCUUUUCACCUCCUGCUCACCAGUUUGACCACAGUCCAGGUGCUUAGUUCCCAGAAGUAGUUACUAUCUGAUGAUUGUAUGAAGGUUUACAUGAAAUUAAUCUGGUGGCGUUGGCCCAGUUCCCAGUGGUGAUAAUUUACUCCCUUGGACAGGUUUUCUGAGACAUUCUGUCUCACUGGUCAGUACGGUGGUGCAAAAUAAACACAAGCUGAGGUUUAAGGCUGUUCAGCAUCCCUUCAGUAGGUGAAAACAGCCACAAUAUUUGACUGAAUCUAGUUCCUUAUUUACAGCCUCAACAGGCCCAGGACUGAAAUGGAUAUUGAAUAUCACUGUAUGAUAUGGUUCCUUCAGUUCAGAGACAUGGCACUUACAUUGGGUUUGUCCUUUGACUUCAUUCUCCAUGGCUGACAACAUCACCUUUUGCGAGCCUGAAGUAAACUAUCUGAAGAAAAAGAAAUGGGAUAAAAUUUAAGAAACCAAGAUAUCCCAAACUAACAGUUAAAUAUGGUGGAUUUUUUGUAGCUUUGACCUGCCUCCCUCAACCUGUCUUAAUUUUGAAGGUUGUUAACAUCUUGAUUCCUCACUCUGCUUUAUCAUACACCUCUAAUCUAAGAGGUUCUGGAAGAAUCUUUUCUUUUUGAGUGAGACUUUUCCAUCUUUCUUUGUUGUAAAACAUUUCUCUGCUGAUUCUUGUGCAUAAGUUCACCAAGGCCAGUGCAAAUAUUUGAUGUCAAUGUUAGUGGUCUAUUGUUGAUAUCUGCAUAAAAUGAAAAUCUAAGAUUUAGAAGAUCUUAAAUUAAUCUCCAGGUCUGUGUUCCUGAGGGAGGUUUUGUUUUUCUGUAUGGUGUAUUUCUGAAGGACAACCAUUGCUUACCUCAGAUCUCCUCUCAGAGAGCGGAGAAAUCUGAAACUCGCUCUACUCUCAGCCACUUCAUGUUUGAGUAAUUCCCCACAGUAAAGUAUCUCCAAACUUGUCAUUUUUAUCUGCUAUCAUGUUUUUAUCAUGACUAGCAUUUCUUUAACAUGAUGCUGUAAUAUGAUAUUGAUUUCAAAACAGAUAGGUUUGAUAGGAUAGAUAUGUCUUUGUCAUAGCUUGUUUUCUUUUUGAGUCACAGUUUUGCACAUGCCCAUUAAGCAAAAAGGUUUCCUAAUUUAACUUGCUGAGUAUUCUUUGGAAUGCAUGCAUACUGUAAAUGUCUGCAGAUGUGUAAAUCUGAUCACAAAGAGGCAUCUGUUUCCUUUACGAUCUGUUUUUUAUUACAAAUGGAAUUAAUUGUCUUGAAAUAUACUUCCUUUGGUUUGUGGGAGCUGGGGUUGGAAUUUGGGGUUAUUAUAUUGAAAUAUAUGUGUAAUUUUUGUUUAUUUGGGUAAUAAGCAUUAGGCAAUAUCAAAAGUGUAGUGAGUCUCUUCAUACAGAUUAUAGGUACCAUUCCUGAUUUCUAAUAUAAAGGAGUUCUUGCUUUUCCUUCCAAUCUUACUACUUGUCCCUGUCUUAAUCCCUCUGUCUUGUCCUUCUCAUAUACACGUUUCAUAUCCUUUGGAGCACAUUGUCAUGUCUCAUCAUGACCUAGAUAAAAGUAGGUCUUUCUCUACCAGUCAUUUGUAUAUCAAAAUGGGCCUCUAGUAUGAUAAACCCAUUGAUAUUUUACAGUCUCACUUACCAAAAUUUAAGUGCUGUUUACUAGCAGCAGCAAUUUUUUUCCUCCUUCUAUCCUAAGUCUCACCCCUGGCUGGGUGGAAUGUCAUAUUAAAGGAAAUAUUAAACAGGCUAAUAAACACUGACAUGGUAGUGAAAGUUCAGUUUGCAGCUAUCAUCCUUUCAAAUUAGUUUCUCUCUGAAGCCAUUUUUUAUCAUAC
Molecule: messenger RNA, 6947 nt
Organism: Cygnus olor (mute swan)
Lineage: Eukaryota; Metazoa; Chordata; Aves; Anseriformes; Anatidae
Gene: DSEL
Product: dermatan sulfate epimerase like
Exons: 2
Coding region: 1130-4780 (1216 amino acids)
Molecular function (GO): sulfotransferase activity; chondroitin-glucuronate 5-epimerase activity
Source: RefSeq, a predicted model, not a curated record